Messenger RNA from Erpetoichthys calabaricus (reedfish), 4004 nucleotides. RefSeq names its product SUN domain containing ossification factor (gene suco). The record is from RefSeq and is a predicted model, not a curated record. The transcript has 23 exons. Gene Ontology annotation, cellular component: cytoplasm; membrane. The coding region runs from base 1 to 3657 and encodes 1218 amino acids. Lineage: Eukaryota; Metazoa; Chordata; Cladistia; Polypteriformes; Polypteridae. Gene Ontology annotation, biological process: regulation of bone remodeling; protein folding in endoplasmic reticulum.
AUGCGGGGCGCUUGUGCGCACUACUUGGCCGCGCUUACCUGCUUAUGUGUCGGGCGCGUCUAUCGUGCGUCAUCCCCUCACCCAGCUAUUGCUAGAAAUUGGCACUGCCCAUCCAGAGCCUAUGCCAGUGGUUUGACGGCGCCUUCUUUUCUCAGGUAUCCCUAUCUGCAUGUGUUCUGUACAGAGGAUGGCACCACAGCUUCCGUGCAUUUCACAAACGAGGCGGGUCCCCAGGCAAGGAAGGAGACAAGAAGAAGGUCAAGUACUGUCUUGGAGGGCAGAGUAGGGGUCCGUACUAUUGAGACCUUCACUUUGGCUCAUAUUUCAGUUUUAUUGUCUGCUUUGCCAGGAGGAAGAAGACCUGCAUUCGUCGUAUGCCGGUUGGCCCUGAAGACUGAGCGAUCCCGUCAGGAGGAGAGCCUGCAGGACAAGAAACACAAACCGCUCCACAGCAAGGAGCCGCCUGCAGCCGAAGAGGUUGACGUGAGUCCGAGCUACGGACCUGAGCCAGAGACCAUCGAAGGCCCAGAGCCUGAUCCUGAUCCUGCUGCUGCUGCUCCUGCCAUUGAAAACUCCUCCAGCGUUUCUCCAUUCACUACUAGCCCUACUGCUGCCGCACCUCCUGAACAACCUACGGCAGACUGUGAGACUGGCAGAACCCUUGCCCAGAGUGAGCCUCCCGCCUUCAGCACCCCAUUGGACAGCUUUUCAGGAGAUCUUGUCGAAAACACCUCAAGUAGCCAAGGACUGGAGCCACAGCCUACACUUGAAGCUGAUGACAAAGAUCCUGGGAUCAACAUCACUGAUCGGGACGGAUACCCUGGGAACAGGAAGGACAUCAGUCCCACACCCCCAGGAGACAUUCCUACCUUUGACGAAUGGAAAAAGCAGGUCAUGGAAGAUGAGAAGGAGAAAAGCCAGUCCUUGCACCCCUCUUCUAACGGAGGGACCCACCCUGUCAAGAAGGUCCAGAAAAACUUUAGUAACUAUGCCUCUGUGGAGUGUGGAGCCAAAAUCUUAGCAGCCAACAUAGAGGCCAAGAGCACUUCUGCCAUCCUCAUGGAAAAUAUGGACCUGUACAUGCUGAACCCCUGCAGCGCUAAGAUCUGGUUUGUCAUUGAGCUGUGUGAACCCAUUCAGGUGAAGCAACUUGACGUUGCUAACUUUGAACUUUUCUCUUCCACUCCAAAGGACUUUGUGGUUGCCAUCAGUGACAGAUACCCUACAAGCAAGUGGAUUAAACUGGGAACUUUCCAUGCCCGUGAGGAGAGGACAGUGCAGAGCUUUCCCCUGGACGAGCAGCUCUAUGCCAAAUACGUCAAAAUGUUCAUCAAGUACAUAAAGGUAGAGCUGGUCUCCCAUUUCGGAUCUGAGCACUUCUGCCCUCUGAGUCUCAUCAGGGUGUUCGGCACAAGUAUGGUAGAAGAAUAUGAAGAGUCUCAGUACUCGCUGGAGCGUCCGGAAUAUCUGGAUGAGGAUUAUGACUUCCCCCCAGGAUAUGUGCCCCAAGAAGAUAAGGACUCCAAGAAUCUCCUGGGCUCUGCCACAAAUGCCAUCAUGAACAUGAUGAACAUAGCAGUAAAAAUGCUGGGGGCGAAGUCGGAGCUGGAAGAGGUCAACCAGACAGAAGCUAACCUGUCCAGUCAAGUUGCAGAGGUGCUGGAACCAGAGAUGACUACACCACCUGUGUCUCUGUCAACCUUAUGGCCUGAUUUGCCCGAAUCUUCUGUGCCGAUUAUUCCUGAGGAAGUGGAGGUGCCUACCCAGGAGACUCCAGCACCCAUUGUUCUGCUGAUUGAGGGGGGUGAAGACGAGGAGCCCAGUGAGUCCACGGUCAUCCUAGUGAAUGAAGGAGAUGAGGAAGAGGAGAUUCAAGACUGGCACACUCUGGAGAGCAAAACCUACUGCAGCGAAGCAGCCACCAUCUCUUGCGUGGCUAGUUUUCCCGAGUUUGUGCAGAGCCAAUGCUCCAUCUCCAGAGCCAUCAAGAGGAAAGAGCAGCCCCUCCUGAGCAAGGUGCCUGUCAGCCUUAGUGUGGCCGAGACUGUGGAGCAAGCCAGCAGCCAGUUCAGGCCAGAGGCCACCAGCGAGUGGAGACCAGCCACGCCGAGCAUGGAACUGCUGCAGCCCCUUGAGUUGGGAAAUGCAGAGGUGUCAAAUGGGAUGGCGGCUUGGCCCCCAGAGCUUGAGCCUAGCCAGUCUCCGUUGCCGCACACCAGUACCAUGUCCUCUGUUGCCUCUGCACAGGUGACACCUUUGGACAAAAUUCCGGAUUUGUCUGUGGGUGAAGAGCAUGACUUGGACACAAGUCCUGCCCCACCAACAGUAGAGGACCAGAGUACCCUGGCUGUGAGCAGCCCUGAGGACAGUCCCAAGGAGAUCUUGGAAAAUCUGCCCAGUGAGGAGGAGAAGCAGCCCAGUGCCAGCCUCGUUGAGCCUGCCUCCUCUGCAGGACCGGUGUCUGAGAUGUCGGUGGAAGUCCCGAUGGAGGUAGAGGAUGCUGAUGACUAUAUUCUCACGGGGUCCUCCAGCAAUGGCCUGCUUCACAGAACUGCCACUGACUUCUAUGCGGAGUUGCAGAACUCCACUGACCUGAGUGGCGCCAAUGGGAAUCAGAUGCACGGCUCCAACCAGAAGGAGUCUGUCUUCAUGAGGCUCAACAACCGCAUCAAAGCCCUCGAGAUGAACAUGUCACUGAGCAGCCGCUACCUGGAGGAGCUUAGCCAGAGGUAUCGCAAGCAAAUGGAGGAAAUGCAGAGAGCCUUCAAUAAGACCAUCAUCAAGCUCCAGAACACCUCCAUGCUCGCCGAGGAGCAGGACCAGCGACAGACUGAGUCCAUUCAGACACUCCAGAGCCAGUUGCACAACCUGACCAACCUGAUGCUCAACUUGUCUGCCACUGUGGCCCAGCUGCAGGGAGAGGUGUCGGACACCCGUGGCUAUCUGGUGGCCACCCUGCUCCUCGCUCUGUGCCUCGGUCUGCUGCUUUGCCUCCAGUGCUGCCGGAAUUGUCCCGUGGGUCACGAGAAGUCUGGGUCCAUCAUCCCCAAAAGUAAUCACUACCCAAGCCCCAAGAGGUGUUUCUCUUCCUACGAUGACAUGAGCCUCCGCCGCAGGACGUCCUACCCCCUGGUCAAAUCGAGAAGUGUAGAAAUGGCGAGUGAAGUGGGUCCUGACGACCUCUUCAUCGUGGAGCCGUUGAGGUUUUCGCCAGAAACCAAGAAGAAGAAGCGUUGCAAAGGCAAAGGUGACAAAGUAGAAACACUCAAGCCAUGCAUUUCGGCCCUGCCAGCUGCCAACGGAGGGCACAAGUGCAACGGCCUGCUUGCCCACUCGCAGACGACGUUCUUGCCCUCAGGAGAGAUGUGCACUUCUUCUUACAAGGGACCCCCGUCGGAGGGCAGCUCGGAGGGCUCCUCUCAUUCGGACGAGUCCUACUUCUGUGGCAUCGCCACUUGCACGCGCCUGUGCAACGGACAGCUGCCCGCUCGGGCCAAAGUGGACAAAAGGACCUCCUUCAAAGCGCGGCGCUCCAAAGCCCCCAGCCAGGGCAAGUUCAUUGGUGACCUGGUGCAGGCCAAAGGAGAGUCCAUCGUCAGUCUGCAGGAGAUUGGCGUGGGCACGUUUGGCGUCACGGCACUGUCUGGGCACGUCUGAGGUGCCCGCUCGGAUGAGUAUUGGGGACCACAUGGUGGCUUGUCUGAAGGAAGCCACGCCAGUGGUGGGCACAAGUCGUUUUUUUUUUUUUUUUUUUUUGUUCUUUUAUGUCCUCAUUGGGUUCAAGGACCAAGUGGGGGUAUCACCGGGCCGAGGAGGUGCCCCCCCCCCCCCACGAUAGCAGGCUUGUCGGCUGGGUGUAAUUUAUCUUGGGUAUCUGUGUGUGCGCGUGCGUGUGUGCUGUGUGUGUGUGUGCGCGUGCGUGUGACUCGAGUGAGACGUUAGCGUUCAGGUGUGUAGCGCCGUUAGAAACUGUGAAUUUCUCAAUAAAACACUACGGGAUUUGC